UUUACAAACAAUCCCCAACUGCAAUGGAGAAGCCCGGUCUCCUCCUCCUCAGCAGCAGCAGCCACAGCAGCUUCCACAGCAGCAGCAGCAGCAGUAGUUCCAGCAGCAGCUCCAAUAGCCCCUCCUCCUCCUCCUCCUCCGCCACCACCUCCGUCUCCUCCUCCUCCUCCUCCUCCUCCUCCUCCUCCUCCUGCUCCUGCCCACGGCCCCCGAGCCCCGCUGCCCCCAGGCAGUAGUUAAGUGUGGAGGAUUAGGGGGCGCCCUUCUCCUUGCCCCGUUCACCCCCCUCACACUCCUUUCCAGGCGUUCCCCAUCUCCUCCACCCAACCCAGCCCACCUUCGCCCUCCUCUCGCUUGAGGUAUUAGAAAUUCUUUAUCAACCUUGCUGGGACUAACUUCCUCCUGCUCAACUGGAUCAUUCAAAUUACAUGAAGACAUAAAUAGAACUAAUUUUUAUGCUGAUUUGAUACAAAGCAAGUUUGAAACAGUCUUAAGUAUCUCUAUACAUUGUUUAUGGAGAUAACUUGACUUCACCUACUUCAGUGAUUCCUCUACCUUUUAACAAUAAGCAUAAAGUUGGCUGUGGACAUUUGUAACAUUUGCCAUAAUAUUUGAUACCUAGUUUAGGUUAUACAUCAUAAAAGUGUCCUUAUUACAAACCCAGAAAUUCCCUGAGGGAAUUUUGAUAUUAUUCUUCUUAAAUAUAACUUAAAAGUGGCAGAAACAUGCCAACUCAACCUCUCUUAGCCUAUAUUGAUGGGCCAGAUGUUAUAGCCAGUACAGUUGAUUCCCGUAUGGAAAUUAAUGAUGCAUCAAUAUCAAUCAAAGGGACCAACACAAUUUCUUACAAAAACCUGCAGGAUAAAUUUUUGAUACAAGCAGAAGGAUGUAUGCCUUUGGACUGUAUGUUUUGUGAACAGACUUUUAAACAUCCAGAAGAUCUUAGUAAACAUGUCUUAAUGCAACAUCGACCUACACUUUGUGAACCAGCAGUUCUCCGUGUUGAAGCUGAGUAUCUUAGUCCUCUUGACAAAAGUCAAGUGAGAACAGAGUCUCUGAAGGAUAAUGGUAAAGAAAAUGAAGAGUUCAGCUGUGAAGUCUGUGGGCAAACAUUUGGUGGAGCUUUUGAUGUUGAGACCCACAUGAAAAAACAUAAGGACUCUUUCACUUACUGGUGUAGUGUAUGUGGAAGAAGAUUCAAAGAACCUUGGUUCCUUAAAAAUCACAUGAGAACACACACUGGCAAACCUGGGUCCAGAAACAAACUACAGCAAGGCUUAGAUAGUCCAAUAACAAUAAAUGAAGUUGUACAGGAUCAAGUAGCUGAAAUUGUCACAUCGCCUUACAAAAUCUGCAUGGUUUGUGGCUUCCUAUUUCCAAAUAAAGAAAGCCUAAUUGAGCACAGUAAAGUACACACCAAAGAGUCUGUUUCUACUAGUGAAAUACAAACUAUUGACUCGCGUGAAGGAGGAAUGUCAUCUCAGAGGGAAGAAUUUCUUCAAUUUCUAAAUUUGAGACCAAACCCAAUACCUGAAAAAAUUAAGAAACCUGCAAAAUGGAUUGCUGAGUUAGAUCCAUUUAAUACAUACCAAGCAUGGCAGUUGGCUACCAAAGGCAAAGUUGCUGUUGGCCGUGGAGAAGUGAAAGAACCAGGACAAGAAGGAAGUACAGACAAUGAUGAUUCAUGUUCCGAUAAAGAAGAACUUGGAGAGAUUUGGAAUGCCAAUAAAAGCCAGAAGUCCAAAACAAAUAAAAACAGUUGUGCAGGAAUUGGCCUUUCACAAGACAAAGAAAAGAGUAAACACACUAGUGGUGAAGUGCCUUCAAUGGAUGUGGAUCCCAAAUUAACACAUAAUAAAGAGAAACCAACACAUUGCUCAGAGUGUGGCAAGGUUUUUAGAACAUACCAUCAGCUAGUCCUUCAUUCAAGAGUUCAUAAAAGAGAAAGGAGAACUGAUGCUGAAUCUCCAACUUCUGUUGAGGGAAGACAACACAGAACAUAUUCUCCAGAUUUAGCCACAGCUCUAGAUGAAAAUGGAACAAUGGAUCGAGUGGAAGGUGGUUCUGAAGAUGGAUCAGAAGAUGGACUUUCUGAAGUACUUCAUUUAGAUAAAAAUGAAGACGGCUUGGAAAGAGGAAAAAUUAAACAUCUUGCUUCAUCCAGAGAGUGUAGCUAUUGCGGAAAGUAUUUCCGUUCAAAUUAUUACCUCAAUAUUCAUCUCAGAACUCAUACAGGUGAAAAACCAUACAAAUGUGAAUUUUGUGAAUAUGCUGCAGCUCAGAAAACCUCUCUGAGGUAUCAUCUGGAGAGACAUCACAAGGACAAGCAAAUUGAUAUUACCACUGAAGUGAAGACUGAUGGCAAAAACUCACUACUGAGUCGAGAAACUGAAGAUAUGCUGUUAACAACUGAUGGUGCUCAAACCAAAAAUUUGAAAAGGCUUUUUGAUGGUGCCAAAGAUACUAAAGGCUGUACACCUGCAAAACAAAAUAAAGAAAUGCCUUCUGCCUUUCAAAAUGUUUUGGGAAGUGUACAUUCAACCAUAAACAAGGAUACUCAGGAUUCCAGUAAAAACUCAGUUGAUGACAGUUCUGAUAAAAUGAACAAAAGUGUAGUCACUCCAUACUUGGACAAAUUAAAAAAGAAAUCACUAAUUGAACCUCAGGCAAAUAACCCUGUUUAUAAAACAGAGAAGGACAUUCUUUCUGGCAGAGGAGAUACUAUCCAUGAAAGCGAAGUAAAUAGCACAGGUGAAAUGAAAGAGAGUACUCCUAACUGCAAACAUAAACCAAACAUGGACUUUGAGGAAAAGCCUUUGAAUUUGUCCAUUGGGUCUACCCAAGAAUGUGCCACUGUUUCUGUCAGCAGAGGUUUAUUAGCAACAAGCACCUGUCCAUUUUGUACUUACAGAACAUUUUACCCAGAAGUUCUAGUGAUGCAUCAGAGAUUAAUGCACAAAUACAAUCCUGACGUUCAUAAAAAUGGUAGAAAUAAGUCUUCAGUCAAAAGUAGGCGUACUGGAUGCCCACCAGCUUUACUUGGAAAAGAUGUGCCUCCCUUAUCUACUAAUUCUCAUAAAUCUAAGAUUUCUCUAGUAACUCAGUCAAAGUCACUGCAUCCAGAGAAAGGGAAGCAGUGCCCACCCUUGACAAGCAAAAUUCCACUUUCUUCAGGAAUAGACUCUAGCACUUUAGCCCCUAGUAACCUGAAGUCUCACAGACCACAGCAGAAUAUUGGCGCUCAAGCAGGUGUGAUUAGACAGCAGUCAGAAAUGCUUUCGAAAACCGGUGCUUCUCCAGUCCCUGACAGAAUAAAAAGACCAGAGGCAAAAUUAAAAUCUUUGAGCAUGUCUCCUCAGCCUGGCAUAGUAGGCAGUAAUGUCAAUGGUUCCUUUGACUAUCCUCUUAAAAGUGACUCUCCGUGGUCUAGUAAUCAAGGACGAGAAUAUUUCUGCAAUCGAAAUGUAGGCAAUGUCAAUGUGGAAUUUGGUGAACCAUCUUCAAAAAGAGUGAAAUCUAAUGUCGUUGCUCUUGAACUUGACUCUGCAACAGUAGCCAAUUACAGAAGAGAAUAUGAUAUCAACAGAUACCGUGUUGCAAACAGAAUUGCAAAUCUAUUACCUCAGGAUUGUCCGUGUCCACCUGCAUCAGUGUUGCCAACCAAGCAAGGGCUCCUGAAUUCAAAUGAAGUUGAUUCUCCAAAUGUACUGACUGUCCUAAAAUCCUAUGAGCCAUAUGGUCCUGGACCACUCUAUAGUUCUUGUGGAUCUAGUGGUAGUCAAGCAUCAAGCUCUGCAAUAGAAGGAAAAAGGCCCAUGUCUUAUCAACAGUUAUCCAACAGCAUGCUACAAAAAAGAAACUAUGAGAAUCUUAUUACUAAUACACAUUAUCGACCGAAUGAUAAGAAAACUUGAUUUUUGGGGGGCAGGGAAAGGUUUUAUAAGGACAUAAGUACAUAUUCUCUGUGGAGUUACCUUCAGCUCAUCCUUUGAGAAAAUGAAUGGUGAAAGCUACUGAAAUAAGCUGUGAUUGUACUGUACAUAGAAAGAACACUACAGUUUUAUAAUGUUGGUUCUGUUUAAAAUUUGUACCAAAUAGCAAUAAAAAUUGUAGUUGGAAAAGUUGGGUUGUAAAAAAUGGAGAAUAUAUAUCUCUAUUUUGACCUUGAAUAAUAUUUUUUUUAGAAUUGACCAAAUAUUAAGUAGUUUUUUGAAUAUACUUGAGUGCUGCUGAAAAGUAACUGGGGGAGGGAGGGAGUAUAUAAUGCUUGCACCUCAGGUAAAAUUUUGUAAAUAAUCUGUUGGAAAACCUUGUUUAAAUACUGUGGUCCCCCCCACCCCCCCACCCCUCAGCUCCUUUCAAGGUAGCUCAACAUUUUGAGCAGUUUCUGAUCUUGUGCUUUUUCAGUUAGGAUAGGUUUUAUUUUAAAAACAAAUUCCCAAUGAUCUGUAUGAUAUCAAAUCCUAGCCAAUCUAACAUUGUUGUCUUUAUGCAAAUUGAUGUGAGUAUACCUAACUGAAGUAUUGACCCUCUCCACCAGUUUGUGCUGCAUAUUAUAAGAUGACUUCUGAAUUUUCAGUUCCCUUUUAUUGCAAAUUAUUUCAGCUUGUUAGCUGAGAGAGAUACAUUACGUGUUACUAGCUGUUUCAUGGUUUGUAAAUUAUCCUGGAACCACCAGACUACUUUAUUUGGUGACUUCAGUUUUUUUAAUUGAUGGGGUGUGGUGGUUAUGUGGGAUUUUUAAGUAUGUCUCUACUGAGAACCCUUUGCUCUGAGCAGACAAAUCUUUGUUAAUAGUGAACAAAGUAAUACAUGGAAUUUAUUUAAAUUUGUUUUCUAUCAAACUAAAAUCAUUUUUAAAAAAUUUGACAUGUCAUAUUUACUCAAACUGGUAAAAUUUGAGUGCAAAAUUAUAAAUAUCUUACAAUAUGGGGAAGCAAUUUUAAAAUAAAGACUUUUGGUGUAUCUUAUGUUUGUAGUUAGAGAUCUCUUGGUGUUUCUGGAAUCUUAGUUAACUGAAGACACAUUCAAGUUAAUUGUAGACAUAUUGAUUCUGAAUAAGAAAUUGCCCACUGUGCAGAGGGGGCAGAGAAGGGAUUAUCUAUUGUUUCCCUUCCUCCAUCACAACCCUACCCCCAUCCUUUUUCUUAUUUGUUUGUUUUGAAAUGACAAGGUUUUUUCUAUGCUCAGUCAACUUGAGUUUUAAAAGGAGGGCAGCCACCAGCCAGCAGAACUGAUAUAUUGGAUAUUUUAACUUUUGCUCAUAGUUACCUCUACUUAUAGCCUAUAGCUGAAGACAUUACUUCAGCCAUAUACAUGGCUUUGGCUUCCAUGUUGUAUUUUAGUAAGAAACUGUUUCAAAUUUUUUGCACUGUUAGGUUUUUUUAACCUGCCCUUCUCUUCCACAUAGAAAGUGUAAAUGUCCUAUAGUAGCAAAACCUAGAAAAACUAUUGUUUUCAUUAUGCAACUUAAGACAUCCUUGAUGUAUGUCUUAACUCCUGUGUUAAAGGGGACCUAAUUGAGAUCUGUCAACUGGCAUUUUAAUGAAGUGCUGUGUAUCAGGAAAUUGUACACUAUUUACCUUUUUUCCUGUUCAUAAGCUGAGCCAUAUGUACAUAAUCUAGAUUUUGUUUUCAUAGUUUUGCACUUUUUUUAUAGCCUAUUUUUCAAAAUGAACAUAUUUGGAAGGUGGUUGGCCUAAUAUUUGCCUGAUUUUGCUGAAUCUUACAGAAUCCAUGUCAUAAAGAUAUUCAAAUCUUAAGGGGUUGUGUGACAGAGGGCUGAAAUUUAAACUUGUAAAAAAUGUAAUUACCAAAUCUAUUUGAAAACAAUCAACUCAUGUUAUGCUGCAAUUUUCAGGGUUUUCAGAUUUUUCCUUUUUAACCAUAUUUCUUAAAUGCAUAACAAAUGUCAACAAUUCCACAGCCCUGUACUUCAAAGUACUUUUUUGCCCAUCAGUAUUAACUAUUGGGAUACUACUGGUUUUGUAUUUUUUCCUUUAAGAUAAGUGCAUUUAUAUAGAGGUACAAUUUGUUGGAAUUUUGUUUAUAUUUAUUUCAUUCCAGUUUGAUUUAUUUUAAUUGUUAAAACUCAAGUUUGUCAAGUAGUAGACAUUACUCGUUUAAUUUAUGAUAUAUUUCAGUUUAGUCAAGGUAUGUUAUUAUAUGUGGAUGUAAAUAUAGAUUUGGUGUUUUGCAA
Molecule: messenger RNA, 6199 nt
Organism: Dromiciops gliroides (monito del monte)
Lineage: Eukaryota; Metazoa; Chordata; Mammalia; Microbiotheria; Microbiotheriidae
Gene: ZNF217
Product: zinc finger protein 217
Exons: 6
Coding region: 726-3914 (1062 amino acids)
Biological process (GO): regulation of DNA-templated transcription
Cellular component (GO): nucleus
Molecular function (GO): RNA polymerase II cis-regulatory region sequence-specific DNA binding; DNA-binding transcription factor activity, RNA polymerase II-specific
Source: RefSeq, a predicted model, not a curated record